This is a messenger RNA of Trichechus manatus latirostris (Florida manatee), 1728 nucleotides long. RefSeq names its product SH2 domain containing 3A (gene SH2D3A). The transcript is spliced from 9 exons. The record is from RefSeq and is a predicted model, not a curated record. Bases 1 to 1728 code for a protein of 575 amino acids. Gene Ontology annotation, biological process: small GTPase-mediated signal transduction; positive regulation of peptidyl-serine phosphorylation. Gene Ontology annotation, molecular function: phosphotyrosine residue binding; guanyl-nucleotide exchange factor activity. NCBI's taxonomy places the organism in Eukaryota, Metazoa, Chordata, Mammalia, Sirenia, Trichechidae.
AUGCAGAUGCCACAGGAUGGAGAGGACCUUGCCAGUCAACCCUGGUACCAUGGUCCCCUGGCCCGCCAGAAGGCCGAGGCUCUCCUUCAGCAAGAUGGUGACUUCCUGGUUCGUGCCUCUGGGUCCCGCGGAGGCCACCCUGUGCUCACCUGCCGCUGGCGAGGCUCGGCCCUGCACUUCGAGGUGCUCCGUGUGGUCCUGCGGCCUCGGCCAGGCCGACCCCCGGCCCUCUUUCAGCUGGAGGACGAGCGCUUCCCCAGCCUGCCCGCCCUGGUCCACAGCUAUGUGACCAACCAGCGCCCACUGUCCCAGGCUACAGGGGCCGUGGCCUCCCGGCCUGUGACCCGCCAGGGGCCUCUGCGGCGCAGCUUUAGCGAGGACACCCUUACAGACAGCCCAGCACGGAGAGAGCCGCUCAGGACUAGGAAAUGGAGCGACAGUCAGCCGGCAGGUCUGGAGCAUAUGGGACAGUCAAGACAGGACUGUUCUGGACCAGGAGCCUUGGCCAUGCCCCCAUCUGCUGUGCCUCGGACAGGCAGUGACCCCUUGCUUUUGAAGACCCAGGCUACCCUGGGCUCUGUUGCUGACAGCCUCAGGGCCUCCGAUGGGCAGCUUCAUGCCAAAGCACCCACCAAGCCACCCCGGACACCCUCCCUGGCGCUACCUGAUGCCUCCGGACGCCCCCCAACAUACUGCGAGCUGGUGCCCCGUGUGCCCAGUGCACAGGGAACACGCCCUGGCCAAGGCUGCCCAGAGCCAGAGACUCCAUGGUGGGAGGCCCAUGAGGAGGACCAGGAAGACAAAACUUUCCAGAGACCCCAGGCUGAGGUCUCUUUCUGCCCCCCUGACACCACAUGUCGCUUGCUGGGCCCCCAGAACCGGCCCCUGGAACCCGGGGUCCUGCGUACUCUCAGGGGCCUCUUCCUGGAGCACCAUCCUGAGAGCACUGCCCUCCACCUGCUGUUGGUGGACUGCCAGGCCACGGGUCUCCUGGGAGUGACCAGGGCUCAGAAGGGAGCCAUGGGGGUCGCUUCUGGCCUGGAGCUGGUGACACUUCCCCAAGGGCAUCGCUUGAGGUUGGAACUGCUGGAGAGGCAAGAGGCGUUGGCGCUGGCCGGAGCGGUGGCCGUGCUGGGCUGCGCUGGGCCGCUGGAAGAGCGCGCCGCUGCGCUAAGGGGCCUAGUGGAGCUGGCGCUGGCACUGCGGCCGGGGGCAGCGGGGGACCUGCCCGGGCUGGCCGCGGUCAUGGGCGCCCUGCUCAUGCCCCAGGUGUCCCGGUUGGAGCGCACAUGGCGCCAGCUGCGGCAGAGCCACACGGAAGCGGCAGUAGCCUUCGAGCAGGAGCUGAAGCCGCUGAUGCGGGCGCUGGAUGAGAGUGUGGGACCCUGCGAACCCGGCGAGGUGGCGCUGCCGCACGUGGCACCCCUGGUGCGCCUGUUGGAGGGUGAGGAGCUUGCAGGGCCGCCAGACGAGAGCUGUGAGCAGCUGCUGCGCACCCUGAGCGGGGGGCGUCGCAUGGCCAGGGACGCGCCCAAGUUCCGGGAGGUGGCAGUCCAGCGCCUGCGAGGAUUCCGGCUGAACCCUGAGCUGAGGGAGGUGCUGACCACCAGCUUCGUGAAGAGGUUGCUCUGGGGUAGCCGGGGCGCGGGAGCGCCACGGGCAGAGCGCCUGAAGAAGUUCCAGCGCGUCCUUAGCAUCCUGUCGCAGCGCCUGGAGCCUGAUGACUGA